AUGAGUGGUAUCAAAACAUAAACUGUUAAAAUUGUUUCAAAGCUUAGAAAUGGAUAUUAAUAAGAAAACAAUAUAUAGGAUGCAAAUUAGAUUACGAAAAAAGUAAUUGAGCAUUAUGACGCAAGAGAUUUAAGAUUGUAAGAUUUAUAGGAUUGCUAAAAAGUUUACAAAGUUAUUAAGAAAGAGACUACUACUAAAUGGAUUUUAUUUUCAAAAUUGGAUGAAUGCAGAGCAUAAAUAAAAUUAGAAUUAUAAUAUUUAAAAAAAUUAGUGAUUUAUGUACAGAAUAAUAAACAUGGAAUGAAUAAAUAGCAAUAACUUGAAUUGAAUUAAUUAUAGAUACUUUUAAAUAUAUUUGAGACAUAUGUAGAUUAAGUAGAAAAUAACACUUAUGAUAAGAAAGAUAAACUAAAACGUCUUAAAUCUUCAGAAUUUGAUGAUAAAUAAAAAACCAUCAAUGAAUGGAAAAAAUAGAUUAAUAAAAAUGAUAUAAUUUUAGAUAAAAUGUAACCAUCUAUUUCUGAAUGGAAAUAAAUACCUUUAAAGAUUCUAGAUGAAGUUCUUACAGCAUCUUAUGAUCUUAAAUUGAAAUUAUCAUAAGAACCAGAUACUAUUAGUUCUGAUAAAACAUUGAAAUAUUAAAAUUUAAUUUAGGAUCUUAGAAAAAAGUUGAAUCUUGAUUAAUAUAAAAGAAGUAGAAAUCAAUUUGAUGAAUUUCAAUAAAUGUAAUUAAUUAUUUAUUAAUCAUUAGAAUUGAUAAUUUUAAUUAUCAUAUCCCAAAAUUAUAAGAAAUGAAUCAAUUAAAUUUAGCUCAAUUAAAAGAAAUGAAAAGAAAACUUAAAAAUAAAUCUAAAUCAAAUAUUAGUUAAAUGAAUUCUACCAAAUCCUCUCCUAGAAAAGAAGAAUCUACGUUACAAUAAAGUGAAGUAGAUAAUUAUUUAUAACAAUAUUAAAAGUAAUAUUAUUAUUUAAAUAAUAUAGAGAAAAAUAAAGAAUAAGUAGAAUUGACAAAGCACAAUAUAAAUAGAAUAUUAAAGAAUCUUAGAGAGAGGUUUUUAUAGCAAGAAAUAAUUAAGGAUCUAUUUAAAAAUUAAAUUAGAGUUUUGAUAUCAAUAAAUUAAAUACAAGUAAGGGACAUAGAGAGUAUAUAAUAUCAAUGAUUGAUGGAUAAUUAUUGAAACCAUAUACUCCAUUAGUAAGAUUAAGAAAAGAGGAUUCAAGAGAAACAUGUCAAAAUUCUCGUGCAAAUGAAACCUAAUCCAGAAAAUUGAGUAUUAGAAAUGCUUCCCCUUAAUCUUAUGUUGAAAGAAUAUCGUAAAAGAUUAAUGAUGUUACCACUUGUGAAGAGGAUGAAAUUUAUUCAAAAUUAGAAUUCCCUGAACUUUAAUUGUCAAGAUAAUAAGGUUAUAUAAACAAAUAAUAACACAAAGUUGUAAAAUAAUAAUACAAUGAAAAAUUUAUUUAGAAGAUUAAUAAUAAUGAAGUUAAAUUAGUUAAAUAAUGUUAAGGUAAUCAUUCAUUUUUAUAAUAAGAUUUCUAUACAACUAGAAUGAAAUUUAAUGAUAAAUUUACUGAAUUAGUUACAACCUUACAUAAAGAUCGUCCCUUAACUUCCAGUAUUAGAUCAAGGUCUUUUACUGCAAAUUAGAAUUAAAGACAAGAGAAAAUAUAAAAAUUAAGAUAAGUGGCUGAGAAGGCUCGUCAGAAUUUCUUUUUUCGAAAUAAGGAAUAAAGAGAAUGGCAUUAAAAUUUGGUUCAAGAAUUUAAAUAAACUGAUCCAACAUCUUAAUACAUUUUGGAAUAAUUGUAAUACAUUCUUGAAGGUAUUUUUAAAUAUAAUAAUUAGAGGGAUUAUUCAUACAAGUUGAUGAUAUUAUCAAUAUGGUAUAAUAAAUUGAGGAAUCUUCAGAAAUGAAAGUGACUUCUAAAAGUUGUUAACUUUUAAAUACAAUUUUCAAUUAUUUUGGAAUAUAAAUCUCUUAAUUAAAUUAACAUAAGAAAUUUAAGAAUUUUCAUUCUUAUAUUGAUUGA
This is a messenger RNA of Paramecium pentaurelia, 2031 nucleotides long. Lineage: Eukaryota; Ciliophora; Oligohymenophorea; Peniculida; Parameciidae. The record is from the annotation of a GenBank genome assembly.